CAAUUCAUCGUGAAGGAGAUUUGUGGUGAAUCGAAAUUGUGAAUCGCAUAAAUUUAAUUAACAAAGAAAACUUAUUAUAUCAUAAAAGUUAUCGAAAAUUAACGAAAAUGAAUAUUACUUCAGCCGCGGGGAUCAUAUCCCUGCUAGACGAACCGAUACAUGAAGUAAAAGAGUUUGCUUUGAAGAGAUUAGACAAUAUCGUCGACGAGUUUUGGCCGGAGAUAUCGGAGUCCAUUGAAAAGAUUGAGAUUCUUCACGAAGACAAAGUGUUCUCGCAGCAUCAGUUGGCCGCUUUAGUGGCAAGUAAAGUUUACUACCACCUUGGUGCGUUUGAAGAUUCGCUAACGUACGCGCUUGGGGCUGGUGACCUCUUUGAUGUCAACGCGAGAAACGAAUAUGUUGACACAACGAUCGCUAAGGCGAUCGACUUCUACACCCAGAAACGAAAGAUAUUGUUCGUGGACCAAACUGCGGAGCCAGUCGACCCUCGGUUGGAGGCCAUCGUCAACCGGAUGUUCCAGAGAUGUCUGGAAGAUGGCCAGUACAGACAGGCGUUGGGCUUGGCCCUGGAGACGAGGAGAAUGGACAUAUUCGAGGAAGUUAUCAUGAAAUCUGAUGAUAUACCUGGAAUGCUUCAGUAUGCUUUUACAGUGGCAAUGAGUCUUCUUCAAAACAAAGGCUUCCGCAGCACAGUUCUGAGGUCACUUGUCAACUUGUACAGAGGAUUGAAUGUCCCCGACUAUGUCAAUAUGUGCCAGUGUCUAAUUUUCCUGGAUGAUGCACUUUCUGUGGCAGAAAUUCUGGACAAACUUACCCAUGGACCCCAGGAGUCAGUAUUAAUGGCCUAUCAAAUUGCAUUUGAUUUAUAUGACUCGGCCACACAACAGUUCCUUGGAAGAGUGCUCCAAGCUCUAAGAAUUACUGCACCAAUACCUAGUGCUUUAGGUGGCAAGCCCCAGCCACAAGGGGGGCCUUUCCCUGAAUCUUCAAUGGAAGUAGACCAGCCGGCAGCUUCAGAGGAAACUAAAAAACCAGAAAGAGAUAUAGAAAGCUUAAAUGCUGAUGAGAAGGAGCACCAAAGGAGAGUAGAGAAGUUAAUAUCUAUACUGGGUGGUGAUGUUUCAAUAGCAUUACAAUUACAAUUCUUAAUUAGGUCAAAUCAUGCAGAUAUGCUUAUUUUAAAGAACACAAAAGACGCUAUUCGAGUGUCAAUUUGCCACACAGCCACAGUCAUAGCAAAUGCAUUUAUGCAUGCCGGAACAACCAGUGACACAUUUUUAAGGGAUAAUUUGGAAUGGCUGGCGAGAGCUACCAAUUGGGCUAAGCUAACUGUGACAGCAUCACUUGGAGUUAUUCACAGAGGACAUGAAAAUGAAUCUUUAGCACUCAUGCAGUCAUAUCUACCUAAAGAAGCUGGGCCAUCUUCAGGCUAUUCGGAGGGUGGUGGUCUAUAUGCAUUAGGUUUGAUUCAUGCCAACCAUGGAGCCAAUAUCAUUGACUAUCUUUUAACUCAACUAAAAGAUGCACAAAAUGAGAUGGUUCGCCAUGGUGGAUGCCUUGGUUUGGGUCUAGCGGCUAUGGGAACACACCGGCAAGAUGUAUAUGAACAACUCAAAUUCAAUCUCUACCAAGAUGAUGCAGUAACUGGUGAAGCAGCUGGUAUAGCAAUGGGCAUGGUGAUGCUGGGAUCGUGUCAUGCAGCAGCUAUUGAGGAUAUGGUGGCAUAUGCUCAAGAGACUCAGCACGAGAAAAUCUUGAGAGGCUUAGCUGUUGGUAUUGCGUUUACAAUGUAUGGCCGUUUGGAGGAAGCUGAUGCUUUGGUACAACAAUUGUUAAGAGACAAAGAUCCACUACUAAGAAGAGCUGGCUGCUACACUAUUGCUACAGCAUACUGUGGAACCGGAAACAAUGACUCCAUUCGUACAUUGCUGCAUGUUGCUGUGUCAGAUGUAAAUGAUGACGUCCGUCGUGCCGCCGUCACCGCGCUUGGCUUCCUUUUGUUCAGAACACCAGAACAGUGCCCAUCAGUGGUAUCUCUGCUAGCAGAGUCCUACAACCCUCAUGUCCGUUAUGGAGCUGCCAUGGCUCUAGGAAUUGCCUGUGCUGGCACCGGUAACCGCGAAGCGAUCGGUCUUUUGGAGCCGAUGGUCAAAUUCGAUCCUGUCAACUUCGUAAGACAAGGCGCCCUCAUCGCUUCAGCUAUGAUAUUGAUUCAGCAGACUGAAGUGCUCUGCCCGAAAGUUACAUAUUUCCGUCAACUGUAUGCCCAAGUCAUUUCAAACAAGCAUGAAGACGUUAUGGCGAAGUUUGGCGCCAUUCUUGCCCAGGGCAUCAUAGACGCCGGCGGUCGUAACGUGACUGUGUCACUACAGAACAGAACAGGACACAUGAACAUGUUGGCUGUUGUGGGCAUGUUAGUUUUCACGCAAUACUGGUAUUGGUUCCCACUCGCCCAUUGCCUUUCCCUCGCAUUUACUCCCACCUGCCUGAUAGCACUCAACUCAGAUUUGAAGAUGCCUCUGCUGGACUUGAAGUCCAAUUCUAAGCCCUCGCUCUACGCCUACCCGGCUCCAUUGGAAGAGAAGAAACGUGAGGAGAGGGAGAGAGUCACCACUGCCGUUUUGAGUAUCGCCGCCGCUCGUGCCAGGAGGCGCGCGCACGGCACCGAUUCGGCGUCAUCUAGCAGCGCAUCGGCGUCCAAAAUGGAAGUCGAUGAAGACGAUAAGAAGUCCACCAAGUCGCCCAACCCGAACAUAACGGUACACGCCAAAGCUGAAAAGGAGGCGAGUACCUCAAAGGAUUCGAAGAAGGAUGAUAAGGAAGGCAAGGAAGGUGAAGAUAAAGAUACCAAGGAGAAGAAAGAACCAGAGCCGAAUUUCGAAAUCCUCACCAAUCCAGCCAGGAUUGUGCGGCAACAGUUGAAGGGAAUAUCCAUCGUCGACGGUUCUGGCUAUACGCCGCUCAAGGACGUCACCAUUGGCGGCAUUGUCAUGCUUAAUCACACAGGCGAGGGUGAGCAAGCCCUUGUGGAACCGGUUGCUGCCUUUGGCCCGAAAACCGAAGAAGAAAAAGAACCGGAACCACCAGAACCUUUCGAGUAUUUGGAUGAAUGAUGUAGUUUAUUCGGUUAAAAAUCCAGUAGCCUAUAGGUCUUUAUAAAUUUUAAAACUCAAUGUAUUGACAAUAGUUUUCAAUAUUGUGAAGUACACAUUACUAAUUACAAAAUAUUAUUUGUGCUUUUAAUAAACUAUAAUGUAAUUAU
Messenger RNA from Aricia agestis (brown argus), 3262 nucleotides. It is a transcript of the gene Rpn2, whose product is annotated as 26S proteasome non-ATPase regulatory subunit 1. Gene Ontology annotation, biological process: proteasome-mediated ubiquitin-dependent protein catabolic process; regulation of protein catabolic process. The record is from RefSeq and is a predicted model, not a curated record. NCBI's taxonomy places the organism in Eukaryota, Metazoa, Arthropoda, Insecta, Lepidoptera, Lycaenidae. The coding region runs from base 108 to 3113 and encodes 1001 amino acids. Gene Ontology annotation, cellular component: proteasome complex; proteasome storage granule; nucleus. Gene Ontology annotation, molecular function: enzyme regulator activity. The transcript has 2 exons.